ACAGUAUCUUUUUCUUUCUUUCUUUUUCUCUUUUUUCUCUCUCUCUCUCCUUUUUUUUCUUUUUUUUAUCUUAGAUAUAUAAACAUUUACACUUAUUUGGAAAGCAGCACGCAUUUAAUAAAAUUUCAACAAAAAUGUCGAAUUCUGGAUCUACUGGAUCGUUUACAGAUUCAACUGGCUUCAGUUUAGUUGGUGACAUUCUACAAAUACCAAACUACCAUUUUAAAGCUGCUCCAAUACCAAGUUUGGCACAUGGUGAAAAUGUAGAUAUUGUUUAUGGCUAUCGUAUUUCAAAUAAGAAACCAGUGGUAGCCAAAGUAUCACCAAACUCUUUGCGGUUAGAAAGAGAGUAUUAUAUCAUGAAGAGACUAUACCAACUGAGUGAUGGAUCAGCAUUUCUAGUUCGACCAUUAGAAUAUAUUCAUUUGCCCAGUGGACUUACAAUUGUAAUUUAUGCAGACGAGGGCCAAAAUUACUUGGAAUACAAUAAAAGGCAAUCAGAAGAUGCCACCAUAUCUGCACAUCAUAGACACACUUAUUCAGAUAGAGGCUCAAGUAUCAGUAGUAACGAAUCUUCAGCCAUUUUAUAUGAUGACAAAAAGCGGUAUUUAUAUAGACAGUCUGAUAUGGAUCCUGUGCCAUCCACGCCUGCUCAUACUGGUCUACCAGCUACAUUUCAUGGUGGACCUGCAUUUGACCUUGGUACCUUUUUACGGUUUGCCAUCAAAUGUACCGACUGUCUCGAAUUCAUUCAUCGCAACAAUGUGGUUCAUGGAGAAAUCAGACUCUCUGCCUUUCAAUGGACAGGCGAAGACAGUUCUCGAGUGAAAAUGUGGAAUUUUGGUUCAGGUGCUCGAUCAUUGGAGACCUACUUGACAAGUGAAGGGUGGAGAAAGACAGCAACUAACAAAGAGUCCAUGGGCAUGUUACAGAACCUGUUGGUCUAUAUGAGUCCAGAGCAAACAGGCAGAACAACUUAUGUGCCCGAUCAUCGAUCUGAUAUUUACUCGCUUGGUAUUGUCUUUUUUGUCUUAUUGACUGGCAAAGCACCAUUUGAAGGCGGACCAUUAGAAAUCUUGAACGGUAUUCUUAGUAGAAAGGUGCCGUUGAUACAUGAAAUUCAAUUGGAAGUACCUGAAGUACUUGCUCGUAUUGUUGAGAAAAUGACGCAUAAGUCUCCAGAAGACAGAUACAGUAGUGCUUAUGGUAUAAGAGCAGAUUUGAAAGAAUGUUUGAAACGCUUACGAUUUGCUUCUGAAUCUGCACAUGAAGUCAUUGAAUCUUUUCCUUUAGCUGAAAGAGAUGUUGCUUCUGUAUUUACAUUACCCAAAACUAUUUAUGGUCGACAAGGUACCAUUGUGGAGAUGACCUACAUCAUUCAACGUGUUGCUGGUGUAUAUAAAUCAAUCAAAAAUCGUCGCGAAAAGUCUUACUCAACAGGCUCCACCAUGCCUACUAUCACAAGUGAAAAUUUUCAUGCGGGUAAUGCAAGUGUGAGUGAUGAAGGCUUAAGCGAUCACUUGUCCAAUACAGAUGUGAACAGCAUGAUUGGAGGUGCAUUAGGUGCUGGCACCAAAUCCAACACUUCUCCAAGUUAUUGUAGUGGCUUUGAAGGCAGCGAUAUAUCCAGCGGCAAUGGUCGAGUCCAGGCAGCCUGCACCAAAUUCGAUUCUAGACAUCAAGUUCCUUACAGCUGUAUUUUGAAAUCACUUUCUCAAAUACUACAACAAAUCUUGUCUGAAUCUGAAGAUGAAAUUCAUGCAUUUUAUGAUCAUUUAAAAUCACAUUUGGGCGCACAGUUUUGCAAGAUUGAAUUGUUGGCUGAUCUUGUACCAGAAUUGAAACCCUUGUUAGACCCUGUUGAUAGUGAAGACUCUGAAGAACCUAUCAACCAAAUCCACUUAGAUAAUGUCGAGACUCGUAUCCGAUUCCAUACAUUAUUUGUUGAGGUCUUUCGUGCAUUGACUCAAUGGCGUAUGGUGACAUUGUUUUUGGAUGACGUGCAUUUGGCUGAUGACCCUUCCUUGGAACUGAUAGAAAGCAUGAUUGCUUCCAAAUUAAAAAUACUUAUUUUUGUUUGUUAUCGAGACCAAGAAGUGACUGAAGCGUUAGAAAAAUUGCUCUCGAACGAUUUUGCUAUUUUCCAUACAAUUCAAGUGGGUGUAUUAGACUUUGACUCGCUUGUAGAUUAUAUCAGUGAUGCCCUUCAUCGACCUCUGGAUGUGGACCGUGAUUCUAUUCUACCUUUAGCUGAAAUCGUAUACAAGAAGACGCGAGGCAAUGCUUUCUAUACAGCACAGCUGCUGGUCACGCUGGAAAAAAAAAAGUUUAUUUUUUUCAAUUGGGAAGAAAAUGAAUGGGAUUAUAAUUUAGCUGAUAUUCAUCAGGCUGUCAUGACCAAAGACGAUACAGAUCGAGAUACUGAGCUGGAUAUUGGCUUUUUAGUGAAUCGGUUAAAAGAACUGCCUCUGGACGGUCAACGGUUGUUAAAAUGGGCUUCGUUUGUAGGUGAUACCUUUUCUUGGAAUACAGUCAAAUACCUCAUGAUUGAUUCUGAUCCUGAAUCCGAAUUCUCGGAUAAUAGUACCUCUGCGUCUGAUUCAACAGCCUCUAAAAGCAAUGUAGAUGAAAUAGCCUCGUCUUCCAGAUUGAUGGCAGACUCGUUGCAUCCUUUGAUCAAAUUUUCUCAACACGCCAGUGGUUCCAACAGCAGUGUCCCUUCUACAUCAUCCACUUCUGUCACUACAAAAUCUACAUUCAAGUCGAAAAAAUCAACUUCCCGUGAUCCUAUCAAUGGUCUUCAAGCUGCUUUACAGGAAGGUUAUAUUCUACCUUUAGAAAGCGAUGAAUUCAGAUGGUCUCACGAUCGUUACUCUCAAGCUGCUAUGGAAUUAGCCAAUCCUAAAAGCCGUGAAAAGAUUCAUUUCAAGAUUGCCAAAUAUCUAAUGCAUGAGGAUCAAAUCGACAGUUUCUUGAUAGCAGAUCAUUUAUUGAAAUGUAUGAAUCUGGUUCAAGAAUUGGAACACAAGGCAGCGUACAAAGAAAUUUUGUUUGAAGCUGGUAACAAGGCUCGUAUAUCCGGUGCACACAAAAUGGCUUUUAAUUACUACAAAGCAGCUAUUUUAUUGCUGGGUCCUAAUGCUUGGGAAGAUGCUGAAUAUGCACGCACACACUACUUGUACACAAACGCUGUCGCCUUGAGUUUUAUUGUGGGCCAAGCUGAUUUAACCGAGCAAUACCUAGAAAUCAUUUUUCAAAACACAACAGAUCCUUUGGAUCGCGUCACUGCGCAUCGUAUUCAACACAAAUACUUUUUCUCUCGACAGAUGCAUUCAGAAGGAGCUACAGCACUACGCACCUGUCUUUCUGAACUUCAAUUGACUGAUUUUGACUAUGAUGGCACCAUGACACAAAUUGAUCGAGAAUAUCAUGUUGCUGUUGACUUGAUUGAUAAAGUUGGCAUUAGCGAACUCGUUAAGAUUGGACCUUGCGAUGAUCCUCGUUUGAAAGCAGCCUUGAGUGUACUUGAAGAAAUGUGUACAGCAGCCUAUUGGCUAGGAAAUCAAACCGAAAUGCUCUAUGCAGCUAUCAAGAUGGUUCAAAUCUCUAUUCGAGAAGGCAUGUGCUCUACUACAGGUAUUGGGUUUUCUUUUAUGAGUAUGUGUGCUUCUGAGUUUUAUCAAAAGUAUACCUACAGUGAAGAAAUUGGUGCAGCCGGUGUGGCUAUUGCUGAAAAGUAUGGUGGUAAUGCUGAAAAAGGUCGGACCAUUUGUCUCUACAAUAUCUUUGCUUCCAUGUGGAAAUACAACUAUCGAGAUUCAACUGCCCAGUUCCGUCAAGCUUGGCGGUAUUGUUUGUCUGCUGGUGAUCGUAUCUAUGGGUCCUUCUCUCACUUACAUGUUGCUACAACCAUGUUCUUUACGGCCAACCGAAUUUCAGAUGCUUUGCUUGAAGCUGAAAGUUGCUAUGAUGAUAUUCAUGCCUGGUCCGCUUCUGCAGAUACAAACGUGCUUGUCAUGUCAAUCAUUCGUUGUAUCAAGGCAUUACAAGGCCACACAUUUACAGACAAAGCAGAAGAAGUCUUCAAUGGUGAUGAUGGUUUCAAUGAUAGUCAUUUUGUGGCUGAAAGCUGUAAGCAAAGUGCCAAUCCUCAUGUACCUUUAAACUGGUAUGAAGCCUUUCGUCUGAUCCCUCUUGUACUCUAUGGCCAUUAUGAAUAUGCUGUCGCCCUUGGUUGUUGGGUCAUCAAUGGUAUUCACAACCAUCCUAAUCAUCGCCAUACAAGAGUCCUGUUGGCUUACCAUUCCCUUGCCGUCUUGGAAAAAAUCCGUAUGGAAAAAGACACAAUGACACAAGAAGAACUCGAUGUCUACCUUGAAAAAGUCGAAGACAAUCAAACACUAUUACGCCCAUGGGCCAAAAACUCACCUAGCAAUUACAUGUACUACUGUACACUGGUUGAAGCUGAAAAAGCAGCAGUUGUUCAGCAAGACAUGGCCAAGGCUAUUGAGUUGUAUGAAAAUGCGAUGGACCAAGCACCGUUUGGCAUGCUCAAGAAAGCCAUCAGUCUCUACAUUAACCAUGGCUCAUAUGGAAAAGCAAGACACUUGAGUACAAAAUACAAUGAUCUUUUAGCAGACUAUGAUGAUGGUCGAGUAGAAUCGCAUGACACUGGCAUUCAAACAGACCCCUUCCCCUUCAUGGGUCCUCAAGCUAGCUGGAGUACAUCUUCCUUGGGUGUCAUCAAUACUUCUCUUAACGAACCUUUUGUGUCUGAGAUUAUUCCACCUGUGACUACAGAGCAAACUCUGUUGACUCUGGAUAUCCUUGACAUGGCUUCUAUUCUCAAGAGUUCUCAAGUGAUUUCAUCCGAAGUUAAGUUUGAUAGUUUAUUGAAAUCCAUGAUGUCUAUCAUUUUGGAAAAUUCAGGCGCUGAUUGUGGUGCUAUCAUUGUCAAAGAAGAAAAGUAUGGCGUGUGUGCCUAUGGAAGUCAACAAGAUGGUGCCAUGACAUUUGAUCCUCCUCGUUUACUUGCAGAAGACGAUGACUUGGUAUCCAAUCGUAUUAUUCAUCAUACGAUCAACACAAGCGAAAGUAUCUUUAUUCAUAACGUGGAGCAAGAUGCUCGGUUUGCUGUAGGACCCUGGUACAACCGUGUUGGCGGUAAGUCCGUCAUUUGUAUGCCUAUUAUCCACAAGAGCGCGCUGGCUGGCUGUCUCUUCCUCGAAGGUUCCAGUGGUAUCUUUACACAACGCCAUGUGACAGUCCUCAGUCUACUCUGUCAACAAAUGGGUAUUUCCAUCACUAACGCUUUCUUGUUCAAGUCCGUCCAACGUGUGACAAUGGCCAAUAUGCGCAUGAUUGAGAUGCAAAAGAAGGCUUUGGAAGAUGCUCGAAAAAGUAAAGAAGCUGCUGUACGCGCUACUCGGUUACGAGAAAUUUUUUUGGCUAACAUGAGUCAUGAAAUCCGAACACCUUUCUCAGGCUUUUAUGGUAUGAUUUCUCUUUUGGCAGAGACAGAAUUAGAUCCAGACCAACGUGACCUGGUCAAAACAGCCAAAGAGUCUUGUGAGAUUCUGUUGCAGAUUAUUGAUGAUCUUUUAAAUUUCUCCAAGUUGCAGGCGGGUAAAGUCACUUUGGAUCUGGCACCUGUUGUAAUAGAAGACUUGAUUGCUGAUGUUGUUGAGAUGCUGAUCGCUAUGGCUAUUCAAAAGAAUAUCAAUAUUGCCUAUGUGGUUGCAGAUGAUGUACCUACGGUGGUGAUGGCUGAUGGAAACAGGCUCAGGCAGGUAUUGAUCAACCUUUUAGGCAAUGCUAUCAAAUUUACCCAUGAAGGCGAGAUACGGAUCAGAUGUUCACUUGAUACAACGACUCAAAUCAGUCAUCCAGACCAAGCUGCUCUGUUAUUUGAAGUGAUUGAUACAGGUAUUGGUAUCAGUGAUGAGCAACGUAAAGUCCUGUUUGAACCCUUUUCUCAAGUAGACGGUAGUACAACUCGCAAAUACGGUGGCACAGGUCUUGGUCUAUCUAUCUGUCUUCAACUUGUAGAACUCAUGUCUGGAUCCAUCAAUGUCUCCAGUGUACCUGGAAAAGGUUCCGACUUUUAUUUUAGUGUCCGUGUCUCCAAAUUAGGAUCUCAAAACAAAAACAAGACAUUACCAUCCGAAGGCUAUUCUGAUGAACGCAACAAACUCUUGCGCUGUAUUUCCACACUCAAAGUGAUUGUCGUCUCAAAAUACACAGCUACAAUAGACUCUAUUCGGUUUCUUUUGCCCGGUAUGCAUGUAGACGGUGUCAUUCAAAUUGAAGAAUUCAAGAAACUAGUGACACAAAAUAAAUACGAUGUGAUCAUCGUAGGCCUGUACAUGAACCCCGAGCAUACGCCUACUGCACGUUCUUCAGCGUGGUUAGAAGAAGCCAGUCAAACAAACAAAGAUGGUUUGAUCAUCAUCACAAACUAUCCAGCUGUGGGUGCUAUGAAUGGCAAGACAGGACUUAUUGAAGAUAUAUCAAAUCAAAAACUAUCAUGCAAAGCAAUUCGUAUGGCAGUGCCACUUCGACGUGCAAAACUACAGCGUACGAUUGGUGAAAUACUCAACAAAAAAUUACCUACACCGACAACACAUCAUGUCAAGACAAAGCCCGAAGCUUUAAUCACAGAAGAAGAGCGAGCUAUGUUUAGUAAACUCAAUAUUCUGAUUGCUGAAGAUAACCCUGUUGCACAAAAACUAUUGCUUAAGCAACUCACUCGCCUUGGUUUCCAAGUGGUAUGUGCCAAUAAUGGUCUUGAAGCCAUCAAUGCUUGGAGUAAUCACCCAGAAGGGUAUUUUACCAUGGCCUUUUUUGAUCACCAUAUGCCAAAAUGUGAUGGUGUAGCAGCUGCUAAACGAAUUCGAGAGAUAGAAGCUCAAGAGAACAGAAAGACUCGGUUCCCCAUUGUAGCUUUGACUGCGGAUGUUCAAGAGAGUGCAAAACAAAUCUGUAUGAAUGCAGGCAUGGAUGGAUACUUGACUAAACCAUUAAAUCAAAAAGUGUUGGCUGAAUCAUUAAGAACCUAUUGUUCUUGCUCUACUUAUAAUCCUAUAUCAUUAAAUUAUGCCUGUACAAAAUAAUAUAUAUAUUUAUAUAUAUAUUUAUAUAAAAAGCCUAGAAUCUCAUUGUUUGUCAUUUUAAAUAAACCAUGCGGUCACAAGCACGAGUCGUGUCU
Molecule: messenger RNA, 7207 nt
Organism: Gilbertella persicaria
Lineage: Eukaryota; Fungi; Mucoromycota; Mucoromycetes; Mucorales; Choanephoraceae
Exons: 12
Coding region: 135-7112 (2325 amino acids)
Biological process (GO): phosphorelay signal transduction system; protein phosphorylation
Molecular function (GO): protein binding; phosphorelay sensor kinase activity; ATP binding
Source: RefSeq, a predicted model, not a curated record